AUGCACGUUACAGGCCGACCGACGGCGGCGGCUUCGGUGGUGUGGAGGUGGCCACAUACCACAUUCCUCUACGUAAACACGCUACUCAUGCUGCUGCUGCUCCUGCAGCACGCCCAUUCGGUCCGGGGACUGCGCAAAGGCAAGCUGGUGCUACCGAGCUCCUACACGGCGUACGGGGACGAUCUGGACGUUCAGCUGCACACGGAACAGACGGCAGAGAGCCUCGCUGGGGAGCCGCGGUUGAAGCUGCAGAUAUCGCGGUUCCAACCGGCGGCGGCACCCGGUGGUACCGUGGACGCGGUGUCGUCGCGAACCACCUUCGACAUCCGGCUGGACGUGAAUCACAACGUGACGCAGAUAAAAGUGCCGUGCCACCACUUCCUGCACGGAGGCACCUACGAGUUGGCGGUGCUGGACGAGGGGACGGAGGGGACGUUGAUCGAUGAGCGGUUGCGACAGCCGCUGAACGUCAGCUGGCCCCCGGCACGGCUGUCCAUCGUGCCGAACCGAACCGAGACCUACCCGGAGGCGGUGAAGAUACGGGGAACGCUCGAGUUCGCCGACGCGCACUGUCAGCUGCCCGCCGCCGCCAACCCAACGCUGGACCUGCCCGAGCUCUGGCUGGAGUUGCUGUACUGCGGAAAGUCCGAGGGCUCAUGCAGCGAUGGGUCCGGGUCCGGGUCGCGGGCACAGAUACUCUACACCGAGCAGGUCCGAGGACUGCCGCGCCACCGGGAGAUCCACUUCCGGUGUGAUCUGUUCGGAUUGGCCGGGUUCUACGGGUUGCAGCUAAAGUCACGCGCCGCGUUCGUCGAUCCGUCGUUGGGCGCUCUUCUGCAGCGCACCACCAGGGCGCUCCUGCAGGCCGAUUGGAGCAAGCAGUACGUUUUCACGGUGCACACCCGCAGUAUCUUCCCGUGUGAUCCGCACGGACCAGGGAUUCGCGUGCUAUUCCAGUACCCGGCCUGCAUCCUGCACCAGGCGGACCGGGUCCGCGUGUACGCCAAACUGCGGGCCGAUGUCCUGUCGCUCGUGCCGCCGACAUCACUCCACUACAUCGCCGAGCAGCGCGUCUCCAAGGGCCAGCACUCGCUGUACUUCGAGUGCGACCUGUUCUACGAGAAGUUCGUCGAGUACUGCUUCGUCUACGUCAGCCAGGCCAUAUCCGGUGCCGUGGCGGACAUUCGGAUGGACUGUGUGCCCACGCUUCCGGUCACAGCUUCCGACUCGGGCGGAUGGGGUCCCUGGAGCAACUGGACGCACUGCUCAACAACCUGUCGGGGUGGCAUCAGGAAUCGCUAUCGAUUUUGUGACUCACCACCACCCCGCUACGGUGCCAAGUUCUGUGAGGGUCCAUCGGUGCAAACGGAGCGGUGCGGUCUGGAGAGCUCGGCCGACUCCUGGGAGUGUAUGUUUAGUCCGGCAAUCGGUAACAUCAAUCUGCCGCUGGAGAUCGAGGACGUAAACACGGAGAUUGGGCCCGGGUGCCGGUGCGGAUGCGUCAUCCACCUGGGGAUGGUCAAACCGAAGCGGCUGCUCGGGUCUUCCUCGCACAGCUGCCCCGAUCGGAGCCUGUGGCUCAUCAAAGGCGACGACGGGUGCCGGAUACGGUUCACGGUCGAUUUUCACAAGUUCUCGUGCGACGGCCAGUGGCUCAAGAUACGGGACGGUGAUUCCGUGGCGGACGAGCUGAUUCUACAGUACGGUGCCGGUGACCAGCCGGAACGCGAGGGCGGUGGGGCGAGCGGCGUAGCGGAAGCGUCCGCCAACAUGCUGCUGGUGGAGUUCUUCUCCCGCAAAAGCGACGACUACGAAGACGCGUGUAACGCCGGCUUUCUGGGUCAGGCGGAGCAGAUCAAAGUUACGCAGCCGUUGUUGGUCACCAGCAGCAACAGCACCACGAUCGCGAGCAAAGUGAUCAUGCCCAUCGUGCACAGUCUGCAGGGCUACGCACGGUUCACGGUGGCCCACGUCUGUGCGAUCGUUUUCAUCUGUUUCAUUGUGAUCGUCAGCUUUCUGCUCGUGCUGCAGUACAUCUUUCGCUACCGAAAGUACGAACUGGCCACGCACCGGAUGGAAGCGAUGGAUUCGCCGGCCCACACACUGUUCGGUUCGAGCCAAUCGGUCGGAGGAGCGUCCGCACCGAUCCAACCGCGCUCGAGGGCCGUAUCGACGACCACCCUGAUCUCGGAGAUUGUUUCGUACGUCAAGCUGCGCCCUCGGACCAUUACGACCGUCAAGCAUGAACGGUUCCGCGAGAGUGUCGAGUACGCGCUGGAGUCUUCGGUACACAGUGGCCACUCGGUGGAUGCGAUUGCUUCCGACGGCAGCAACGAGGUGAUCAUGGAGCUGCAGAUACGGAAAGCCGGCUCUCUGAAGCACGCCGAGGCGGAGGACGGCAGCGUCAGCCCACCGGCUCUGAACGAUCUCGAUCAUCCCUCCGCGGCCUCAGAAGAACAGCCGGGUCCGGGGUCCGUGCGGACGGACCGCACCACGACCGAGCUGACGGAUGACGAACGGUCGACGACGGAACUGAGUUCGGCCUACUCUUCGCUGAACCGCGAGAAGACGCCACUCGUCACGCGAAAGUUUGGUGACACGGCCCGCAGUGAUCAGGGGCUCGUCAAGAGUGCCACCUGCCUGAUGGCCACCAGCACCAGUACGGCUACGUUGACCAACGUGAGCCCUUCGGAUGUGGAAUGCUGUUCUCCGCCGGAUCCGGGCGUGAUCAGUCCGGCGCUGGUCCGCCGGAGUCUGUUCUAUCGCACCCGCAACGCCAAGGACAGCAAAGAGAAGCGAAACCUACAGAAACUGUUGGCCGGAUCGGACUUUUCGCUUGGCGCUCCCUCAGAGCAGGACAUGGAGCUGGACUACUACGACUACAACGUGAUCAAUGCGGGUGCCGCACCCGGUUCGUACCUCGGCAUGGAUCCGGCCUUUCUCGUGUGGAUCCCACCGCUCGACGACGCCGACGAAGAGGAGGACGGCCACGGCCACCGGCGGGACAGUGUGGACGGUGAGGACGAUGAGCUAACGGAGCUGGCGGGCGGUGGCGGUGACGAUAGUGGUGGUCGGCCAGAUGGUCGUAGCGCCAGUGUUACGCCCAGCGAGGAACUGAUACGGCAACUGGCGGAACAAAAGCGCAACGACUACAUUAUCGUGUCGAGCAGCAUCUCCAAGAGUGACAUUUGCUCGGAAAGUGAUGGCCAAUCGACAACGGCGCUGGACACCGGCCGACACCAGCCAGUGGAACGUCGGAGGCGAAGGCUACACGAUCUGAUUGUGGUACGCCGCGGUAGUGGUGCCAAUGGAGCGAAUGGAGGUAGCGAAUCCGGCGGUGAUGUUGGCGGUGGUGGGUCCGGAAGUGGUUCGUCCGCACGCAAAAGCUCAUCCGACGAGUCGACGGAAGAGCGCGAAAAGGAGACCUCCUUCACCAAGUCGUCGCCGACGCUGGACAAUAAGCAGAUCAGUGAUUUCUACGAAAUGGCAGACAUUGCGUUCGCGGACGAUGAAGCCGACGAGGACGAGGAUGAGGAGGAAGAGGGAGCGGAUCAGAAGCGUGCUACGCUGUUGCCGGGGUCGGGCACUAAGCGCACACCGAGUUCUGGGAAGCUGAUCGCCGGAAGCAAACUGGAGCCUGGUGAGGGCGACUAUUGCACGAAGGUUCGAAUCUAG
Messenger RNA from Anopheles cruzii, 3675 nucleotides. RefSeq lists its product as uncharacterized. Gene Ontology annotation, cellular component: cell periphery. Bases 1 to 3675 code for a protein of 1224 amino acids. NCBI's taxonomy places the organism in Eukaryota, Metazoa, Arthropoda, Insecta, Diptera, Culicidae. The transcript is spliced from 7 exons. The record is from RefSeq and is a predicted model, not a curated record.